AUGUCCUUCAACGCCAGUACCUCGGUAGUAGAUCCUCGAUAUGAUGUCCCUGUUGCGGGUCUGGGUACCCCUGCGUUUUACGUUAUCCAUUCUCUAGCAAUAACGUGUAUCCUCAGUAGCCUGUUUUCGGCGGUUUCUGUGAUUUUUGUGUCCUUUCGAACAAAGUCGGCGAAAACUUUCUUUAAAUCGUGGUCCAAGUGCGAGUGUUUUGUGGUAUAUCUGGCUUUGUGUGACGGCCUGUUCAACAUGGUGCACUUCAUGGAUCAUUUUCACAUGGCGAUUGUCAAAGACCAUGUUCAUCCAAUAGAAUUAUGUGAAUACUAUGGUUUUAUGGUCUUCAUGUUUAUUUCUGCCCAGAUGUUGCUUGUGUCACUGAUUGCUAUCAAUGCGUUUGUGUUGAUGAAAUUUGGUAAAAACUUAGACCUCGGCAAGUAUGAUUGGAAACUGCUACUGCUAACAUUUGGAUUUCCCUUUAUUGAGUGCCUCAUCGUCACUGUUGUAGACACAAUUGGACCGACGGGAGCAUACUGCGGAGUAACAGGCAGAAUGCCGACGCUCUUUGUGUUGACAGUUCCGGUGUUAAUCGUCAUCAUCCUGAACUCCGUUAUCUACUCUCUCACUUGGUCAAAGAUACGGACCGAAACAAAAAGACUGGAAGGCACUAUUGGAAAAAAGGCAAACUCGGAUAGAAAAUCAACACAGGCUGCUAAAAAUAUGUCUUUGUUUGUAUUGGUGUUUUUCAUCCAGUGGUGGGCUGCCGCGGUAAACGGGAUCUGGGGCAUGAUCGCCGAGAAUGUCCCUUUGGCAAUGUUUCUGCUUGUGACUUCAUUUACAAACAUCGGUGGAAUUUUGAAUGGAAUUGUUUUCUUGAUCAUGCGCAGAAACAAGGCUCGUAAAUCUGCACCCAAGCCGACUGUCGUUUGUGUUUCGAAGUCAAACACCGAGGCUACUGAAGUAAAGUAACUAUCUGUUCUUAGUAUACCGUCUGCAAUGCCAAGAGGGUUGUUAGAUAUGUAAUGUGCUUUGUACGGUAUCUUCAAAGCAUUUGACCUAAAUAGUGAAAUUAACAUUACUUCCCGUCAAAGUAUUCUCCGCGGUUUGAAAUACUUUUUUUCAAUUUUUAAAUCCAUUGCGUUACUGUACGCUGACCCACGAGCACUGACUGAUGGCGAGGCAAGGGCUUGUCAAGGACUUGUAACGACGACCAGAUAAGAAAUUUUUAAGUUUGAAAAAGGAAAAUCGGAUGGGACUAAAUCUGGAGAGUAUGGUGGGUGUGGCAAGACGGUGACCUUCUCCGACUUCAAAAAUUGUUUUACAAGCUCAGAUGAAUGUGAUGGAGCAUUUUAAUGAUGUAGACGGACAUGCCUAAAUGAUGACACAGGGCGUCGUUUAUACAUGUUAUAUUGUUUCUUGAACAUUUUUAAUAUAACAUCUCAGCAUUACCGACCUGUAACACUUUUGUCCUUCGGUAGCGGAAUUUAUACGGCUAAACUACAUGUAUCACAUGAGAAGAAUAUGCA
Messenger RNA from Magallana angulata, 1520 nucleotides. RefSeq lists its product as uncharacterized. Gene Ontology annotation, biological process: adenylate cyclase-activating G protein-coupled receptor signaling pathway. Gene Ontology annotation, cellular component: plasma membrane. The transcript has 3 exons. The record is from RefSeq and is a predicted model, not a curated record. Gene Ontology annotation, molecular function: G protein-coupled receptor activity. The coding region runs from base 1 to 963 and encodes 320 amino acids. Lineage: Eukaryota; Metazoa; Mollusca; Bivalvia; Ostreida; Ostreidae.